This is a messenger RNA of Filobasidium floriforme, 478 nucleotides long. RefSeq lists its product as uncharacterized. The transcript has 3 exons. Lineage: Eukaryota; Fungi; Basidiomycota; Tremellomycetes; Filobasidiales; Filobasidiaceae. The record is from RefSeq and is a predicted model, not a curated record. The coding region runs from base 55 to 420 and encodes 121 amino acids.
UCUCUAGACACUUGCCUUUGCUUAAACCAGGAUAUACACAAACUACUUCACAAGAUGUUGAGAAUCGGCGAUAUUGUCCAGCGAACGAUUGUUGCCAGCUGCAUUGGCGUCAGUGCAUGGGCAUGUGUCGCUGCCUGGCAGGGUCAUCAGGCGAGGAUGCACAGAGCGCACGACGUAAGUAUCUCUUGCGGAACGAGACGAACGGUGCACCGUCUAAUGCCUGCGAUCUCAGCUCUGGCUCAAAUCUCAAGGCUUGCAGCCGGGGACACUGCCUCCUCCUCCUUCCGAGCUCAAGGAUACUCCUAUUCAGAACGGCAACCCUACAUAGGCGGAAGAUCGAGUUCAAUAAAAGGCAAUUUACCGUUCCAUGGCGUGACGACUCUCCAAGGCCGCUGCGGAAUGAACCAGAUCGUAUUGUAACCUGGAAACCUGAAAGAAGAACGCCGCUGUACCACACAAUAUCAUCGCAUUAUAAGGA